AUGGAAAACAAUAAUCAAGCCAUAGAUAGUCAAAUCCAAGGUAAGUAAUCGCUCUUAACGAAAAAAAAAAAAAAAACUAGAGACGUUGAUUUAAAAAAAAGGUCGUGGCCAUUACAAUAAGUAUUGGAAGGCAAUGAUGAAAUGGUGGACAGUGACAUUAAAGAUAAGACUAAGGAGGGUUUUGAAAGGUGUUACGAGUGGCGGGUCUUUUAUUCUAGAGUAAACUAAAUAAAUAAAUAACCCGAAGGGAGCCGAAGGUAGCGGACAUAGCCGAAGGCAACCGAAGGUACCCUAAGACUUCGGAAUGAACCCAAAGGCAGCCAAAGGUAACGAACAUAGCCGAAGGCAACCGAAAGUACCCUAAGACCUCGAAAUGAACCCGAAGGCAGCCGAAGGUAACGAACAUAGCCGAAAAUGGUCGAAGGUACCGUAAGACCUCGGAAAGAACCCGAAGGGAGACGAAUGAUCCCGACGACCUAAAAAGAACCGGAAGUUAGUGAAAUGAACCGCAAGUAAGCGAAAAUAACUCUCGUUUCUAUUGUUUAUAGAUUUAAUGGACUCCCAGGACAAUGAAUUAUUCUUAGCCGCCUCUCGCCGCUACGAGCAACAGGGUGGGAACCCUAUCUUUCGGGCCAUCUUUACCCAAGCAGGCAGAAACCGCUCGUUUCGCGGAAUAGUGCAUCAAAAGAAGUUUCGCCUAACAUUUCUUCAACUUCGAACCCCAGAAGAAAACGAACCACUCGGCGAAGCUUUAACAGAAGCGAUUCGCCAAGGACUGCAGCAAGUCGUCCAGGCAGAAAACAUCAAUCCUGCC
Molecule: messenger RNA, 814 nt
Organism: Porites evermanni
Lineage: Eukaryota; Metazoa; Cnidaria; Anthozoa; Scleractinia; Poritidae
Source: the annotation of a GenBank genome assembly